CAACACUAUUUAUAACUGAGCUGCAACUUACACCUUUGCAAGCGAAUUUUAAUUGUAGGGAACGGUUCCAAAAGUUUAUUUGUUCGUGUUUUAAAUACCACAAGGACGUGUGUACUUAAAUAUACUAAGUGUGUCAAAACUAAAAUGUUUUGGACAGUCAUUCCUGUAGUAUAAAUCGUUCUACAUAAACCUUCCUUCUACCCUCGUAGUGCUAGUUUGCUUCACGUCGACAGUGUACCGAAAUUUCACCAUGAAAGUCACUGUAACCACGCUCAACGAUGAGAUUUUCGUUCUCGACGUCUCCGAAGACUUGGAGCUGGAGAAUUUCAAGGCGUUCUGUGAAAUAGAGUCGGGUUUCCCGGCCAAAGACAUCACACUGAAUUUCAAUGGAACACCACUGUUGGACGACAAGAAAUCUUUAAAAGCACAUGGUGUCCACGACGGCGAUGUUAUCGUGCUCAUCCACAUGCUGCAAUCCGCCACAAACACCAACAUGAACGACUCAAGCCAAGCUUUGCCAAGCGGCUUAGCAACUUUAGACUUUAGUAACAUCCGAGUGCCACCGGAAGCAGCGAGUACCUCAAUGGCUGCAAGGAAUCCUCCGGUUGAAGAAGACCCUAGGAUCAUCAGGGAAAUGUUUCUUGCAAACCCUGAUCAGCUUGCUCUACUGAAACAAAAUAAUCCACGAUUAGCUGAUGCCCUGCUGAGUGGCAAUCUUGAUACAUUUGCUUCUGUGCUCAGAGAACAAAUAUCUGCUAGGACUGAGCGUCAGCAACAAAGAAUAAGGAUGAUGAAUUCAGAUCCUUUUGACACGGAGGCUCAAAGAAUGAUUGCAGAAGAAAUCAGACAAAAGAACAUAGAGGCAAACAUGGAAGCGGCAAUGGAGUACAAUCCAGAAACUUUUGGAACCGUUGUCAUGUUGUACAUUAACUGUCAUGUGAAUGGAUUUCCUGUAAAAGCAUUCAUUGACUCUGGUGCUCAAACUACUAUAAUGUCUGCGGCUUGUGCUGAGCGGUGUAACAUUAUGCGCCUGGUGGACACUAGAUGGGCAGGCAUAGCCAAAGGUGUGGGUGUACAAAGAAUUAUAGGCCGUAUCCACAUGGUUCAGAUGCGGAUCGAGAAGGAUUUUCUUACCACAUCCUUCUCUGUGCUGGAAGAGCAGCCCAUGGACAUGUUACUUGGACUUGAUAUGCUUAAGAGACAUCAGUGCAACAUUGACCUGAAGAGAAAUGUCCUUCGCAUUGGCACAACUGGUACAGAAACCCCUUUCCUGCCCGAAUCCGAACUGCCAGAGUGUGCCCGUCUGUCUGGCUACUCCGAGGAUGAGAUCGUCAACCAAUCCAUGAAGGAUCACGAGGAGCGCCAAGUCAAGGAGGCGAUGGAAAAGUCCAAACAAGCGGAACCAAACUCGUCCCAGUUUUCGAGACAAUCUUCAGCUGGCCAGUCCACAUCUUCACAGGCGAACCCUAGACUUGGUUUGGGCGACCCCAGCCAAACUAUACUCCCGACUGACAGAUUUGGCGAGAUUGAGGUAGAAGAAAUUGUGAAUCUUGGAUUCACCAGAGAACAGGCCAUCGUCGAGUUGCGUCGCUUCAACGGCGACAAGACGCAAGCCACAGUGGCUCUCUUCGCCAAGUCUCUCAAGUUCUGAUGACGAUGCCUGACCUGGGAAUCAGCACACCACUAUUCGGUUGAAGUAAUGCUUUGUUUUAACUAUUAUUAUUUAAGUACGCGCAUUCGUACUACAUCGACAUAAUUAUACACACUACUAUAUACAUAUCUUCUUUCUGUACAUUUCUGAUGUUUGAUUUCUGAUUACUUAGUCUACGUAGAUCGCUGACGCACGCAGAGGGUCUGCAAUGAGGGUUUUCGCGUAUGAAAAAUCCGCCAAAUGGCAAUACGUAGACGCGUGGUCCAAAUGCUGCAUGAUUGGUUAUUUUUGACAUGACAUUGACAGAUAUGUCAAAAUCCACCAAUCACGCAGCAGUCAGACCCCACAUCCACGUCCCGCCAUCUAGUGGAUCUUUCAUACGCGAAAACCCUCAUUCUUCAAACAAAAUUGAGGGACUAUUGUUGUCAAUCAACUGACUUACUUUUAGACCCUGACAAUAACGGAUUUAAAUCUCAUGUUAGAUAAUCAAUUUCAAAUUUUAAUAACUCUUUUUAGAGUUUGACAUCGUCAAGUCACCGGUUGCGUUCUACUUAUUUUAGAGAUCAGUGAUGAAUCAUAAAACUGAUUAUUUGAUUCAGGUCAUUAAAUAAUACCAACUUACCUUCUACGGUAUAUUAUGACAGCAAGCUAAGUUUUCUUAGUUUGUCUUCACCCCACGCUAAUCUGUCAAGCUGUUCAGAUUAGCACUUUUAUGAUACAUUAUUUUAAAUCAACUCUCGUUCCGUUUAUUACGUUAGUGACGCCGCGCUGCGACUGCGCUUCCAGAAAUUAUAAUUAUGUAAAGUAGUGCGGCGAGCGCGCCGCAGUGGCAUACUGCCGCCGCUAAUUUGAAGGCGCUUUUAGCGUUUUAAUAAAUUCCGAAUCAAUUCGUGUUCAUUAUUGAAUUGAAAGUCACGAAGAAAUGAUUAGCUAAGCCUAGGCGAAGACCACCGACUUUUAGUUGGCCGAUAGUUGGGUCGGGCUGUUAAUCAGUAUGGAGAUGUAUGAAAGUGCGCGCAUUACACCAAUUUGAUAUCAGCUGAUUCUUCAUACAAAUUAGAAUCGGGCCCAACAAUCGGCCGAUUAAAGUCGGUGGUCUGCGCCUAGGCUAAACGUUUUUUGUCAAUCACUAGUAUGUCAGUUGGUCAUGGUACUUUUGUACCUUGGAGUAUAGAUGAAAGAUAACUUCAUCAUUGUCACUUAACAAUGAACGAGUUACUUUGAUCGAAUAGUUUGUGAUAAAUGUAAGUUAAGUUUUGGGACCUACAGGUGUAGGACGACUACGCCGAGUUUUAUGCGGCAUUUAGUAAUAGGUAGUAAUCGUAAAUUUUCUAAAGACUAAUUGAUCGGUUAAUGAUAAUAGUGUAAAACCACACCGAAAAAAACACCGUCAAUUACAUUAUCAAAAAAUAUUGGACACUGUUAUUUUUAUUUGUUUGAAGUUAUGAUGCGUAGAAGUUCCCCGUUACGUCACAAAGUGCUACACUGUUAAGCACGCCUUGACGUCACGGGCUUCUUUAGACCUGGCGCGCUAUAUCUUUUUCAAUUUUCAUUAGUUUGAAAAGGUGAAAAAUACGUGUUGAGUAUUUUUUCUAUGUUAUACGACGGACUAAUUCAAACUUGCUUUUUUACCCAGGAAACAUCCCCUAUUACUGAAGGGCUUCUCCCCUUAACGUUGUCUCCGUAUAAACGUUAAUGUCGUUUGCCUUAGUCUCUUUUCGUUUAUAACGUCCAAAAAUGCAGUUAAUUUAGCUCAAAGGUUUCUUAUUUUAAUGAAGAUAUUAUUAAAAUCUUGUAAACAACUAUUGUGGCAGAUAUAAAUAUAUUAAAAAACGAAAACGGUGUUAGUGAGUAGUCUACUGGUUUUACACAUUAUUUACUAACUGUUGACAUUUACCCCCGUAUUCUAAGAUUUUGCUAACUUCAAGAGAGGAUGGGUCAAAGAUACAGUUACACAUUCUGGUAAUGACAUGAACUUUGAUAUUCCAUCCCACUGAGUUGAAAAAAAAAUCUUCGAAUACUGGCAUAGAUAGUACGAAGUCUGAAGCAAUCUAACACAUAUUUAAAUUGGUACGUGUACAGCAUACGAUGUAAUAAGCAAUAAUUAUUAAUUUUCAUGUCACUAGGACUGAUAAUAUUAUAAGAUAAAAAUACAUAAAAAAACACAACUUGUGAAGUAAAAAAAAAAACAAAAGAGUUUAGGCUGCUCUUCAGUCAAACUUAACCUGAUCAUAAUAGGGGUUAGACAUUAGAUAAAUUUAUCAUAUCAUUUGCUUCGCUAGAUUUAAAUAAAUUUCAAUCUACCUAACAUUAUUUAAUCGCAAUAAUAAUUAAGUAAUAAGAGUUGCAUUAAUUCGACAAAACGCGACAAUAAAUAUGUGAAAAUUACAUCGCUUGCUGUUUUCGUUCCAAUAUUCAAAUUAAUUUUAUAUUCUUCAUAAUGAAUUACCUAUAUUAUUAUAUUUUUAUACCAAAUAGUUCUAAAAGAGUGUGAAAUCGCAUGUCUAGCCUUUCGUACAUACAUAACCUAUGCUCUAUAUAAUAGUAACAAUAAUAAUAGUGUUUAGUUAUGAGUUGAACCCAUUUGGAGCUUCAUGAGGUCAUGAACAGUUCUUCCACCACACCCAUGUUUUCAUAUAAAAUAUUUUAGAGAAACAUAUUUAGUGUUCAUUGAGUGUCAAUAUUGAAAAACGUGGGAAACUUCAUAAUUUCAUCAGAAAAAAGUUAAAACCGAAGUUAUCUACGCAAGGUAAGGAUUUAAUGAUGUUGCUAUAAAAAGUAUUUAAAUAUUAUUUUCAUAAUAAUUAAUAUUAAAAAGGCAACAAGACCGAAGACGAAAACCGUCAUCAGCAGUCCCAAAACUGGCAGCAGAUGAAGUUAAAGUCAAAGUAAGAUGGCAAUGCAUGAAAACCGAAAAAUCGAAAAUACGAUAUGCAUUGAAAAGUACCACAUUUGAGCGCAUUGUCCUCCUUGCAUAAGGACAAUGUUUUUUAAAUACUUAAUAUUUUUUAAAUGGAUUGCUUAAUUCUCUUUACAUGCCUCCUGAAAUUUAUUUAACAAUAUUUUUCUCAUGUUAUAGUUGCACUUGGGUCUAAAUGGGUUAAUAAUUGUAUCGCUCAGUCUGAUAUAUUAUGAAUAAUCGUAUUUAUUAAUAACAUAGUGUACCGAAACUUACGAUACAUGUUCACAAUGUGGAUUGGUGUACAUCACACUGCCGGUAUUCUGACUUAUGAACGAACAUACUAUGUUUGUACAGGGAUGAUGACACCAUCGUAUUUGAUCUAAUACAUCUGUUUUACACAUAUAUAAAAUACUUGACUAUAAUAAUUAUUAAAUUAUCCUAUGCGUUACACAGUUGGAUACGUUACUACCGUUGAUCGGUAGUGUCAUCAUAUAUCUGUAAAACGAUGCUAAAUAUAAGUAUUUUAUAUCAAGUCUAUAAUAUUUUCUUUUAACUAUUUUUCUGUGUAAAAGCCUAGUCGGAAAAUAGACCAGUUUUAAAGAUUUUUUUUAAAUAUUAAUUUUAUUCAAAUUCAGAAAUAAUUUUUGCAUGGGCAAUGGAAUGUACGAUCAAAUUAUUAUUGUAUUUUUAACCAAAAGUUUUAAUAAUUAUUUUUGUAAAUAAUAAAUAGAAUACUUGUAGCUUUGGUUGUAUUCGAUUGACAACGUAAUAAAAAUCGUCUAUCAAAAUUAGUACAAAAAAGAGCAAUUUAAUAGUACGCUUUUUAAGUGUAAUAUAAUUCCUCAAAAUGCUAUGUUUGGGAAUAUACAGGUUGUUCCAAAAUUAGCUCGUCACACUGACACCAGAAAUGAUCUUAAGACGCAUCGAACAAGUCUAUUGAGUAAAUUUUUAAAAAUAACUAAUAUCGGUUUAUGUUUUUAAACUUAAACAACUUCCAAAUUGGACAUAUUAAGCUUGUUGUGUCGGCCCAGCUACCUCCAGUGUCAGUGUGACGUGCUAAUUUUGGGACCCUGUAUUAAUAUAUUUUACUACAUUAUCUUCCUUCGAUGAUACAUUCAGCCUUGUAUAAUAAUAGUAUCGAAUUAUAAAGAUUUUCAUUAUUUUGCAGCUUUUAUAUUAUGGAAAAUGAUCGGGGUUACAUGGAAAUUAUUUUAAUAAUAAAUAAGUAUAAUGCGUAGACUAAACUAGAAUUUAUGUUACAUGUUUUGUAUGUUUUCAACUCUGAAAAUAAAUAAAGGUUUUUAUAUAA
This is a messenger RNA of Ostrinia nubilalis (European corn borer), 5862 nucleotides long. It is a transcript of the gene rngo, whose product is annotated as protein DDI1 homolog 2. Gene Ontology annotation, biological process: proteolysis. The record is from RefSeq and is a predicted model, not a curated record. Lineage: Eukaryota; Metazoa; Arthropoda; Insecta; Lepidoptera; Crambidae. The coding region runs from base 251 to 1651 and encodes 466 amino acids. Gene Ontology annotation, molecular function: protein binding; aspartic-type endopeptidase activity. The transcript is spliced from 10 exons.